AUGCGAAACCUGUCGAAAUUUUAUGCACCACCAGGAAGUACGGAAAAAGCUGCAUAUGCUUUGUUAAAACUCGAAAAGGAUUCACCGAUUACAAUACUUACCGGUUUCUGUGUGACAGCAAGGCUUGUAGAUAGUGAAAAAGUGCCGGUAGUCGAAACAGAUGGCCCUCCAGGUGCAGUGCUUGCAGGUGAAACACUUCGAAAACUUUCCUAUCGUGUGUCAUAUGUUGCUGAUCCUGUUACAUGUAAUGUUCUCCGUGCGUGUUUGAAAUCAAUCAAAGCUGAUGACAAUUGUGUUCACGAAUUUUAUACAGGUCAUGAUGAAAAAGAACAGGUUGCAGAAGCGCAUAGACUCAUUAACCAGCUUAAGCCCAAAACGAUGAUUGCUGGAGAGCUCUGCAGCCGAAGUUGGAAUGAUGGAAUUCGUCGCAAUAUGAAGGGUGAAAAUAUUAAUGAUUGGAAUCCGCCAGUCGAUGAAAUGCUCGUCCAAUUUAAAGGUAGAGGUAUUAUUAUCGCAGUUGGUGAUGGUGGCAAUGAAGCUGGCAUGGCGAAUCUAAAAGAUAAUAUCCCGCUCGCCUCAGAUGGGAAAACUAUUAUGGCAAGUGGUGUAUACUCAGAUAUUCCUGUUACAUCAUGGAAUUCAAAUCUUGGUUUGCAAGCAGUUGCUUCCGUUGCUGCCGCAAUGGAAAGUAGAUUUGAAUUGAUUCCAACGGCAGAUCAAGUCAUCAAGAUAAUUGAAGCUGCUUUGAAUGCGGGUGCAAUAGAAGGCAUCACUCAAGGGAAAGAAGAAAAUUCUUUGAACGGAAUUUAUGCGACGCGCGGUGUGGACGGUUUCGCUCCUUAUGUUCAUGCAGCUGAUCAAGAUAAACUGAAAAGUACGUUGAUCCAAAUGAAAAUAAAAGGGAUGUUAUAAACCAAAUAUCGAUUUCUAUUUGAGAGUAUAGGUGAGCUUUUGCGGAUGUAUGCAAGGAUGAGUAUGGAUGUGUGGGUGAGUGAGUGAAGAGACACCCAUUUAUCCACAUCUACGCCUUAUAGUCUGUUAGUAAAAAGAAUUCCAGGCACCAAUAUUCUAGAUUAUUUCUACCGUCAGUCAUUAUGCCCAGGAGAGCAUCGCAAGUUGGGCUAAGCUGCUUAGUAGUUUUCCACAUAUGAUCCAGAGCUCGAAACUGGACCGUAUUGUCGAAUAAUUUGAUCUGACUAAUUCUUUCAGCAUUUUUGAGAUACAUCAAAUGAGUCUCAAACCAAUCAACAAAUUCUUCAAUAUUAAUUAACUUAGGCACGCAAGGUGUUUCUGCGUCUGUUCCAUUCAGAAUGAAUCAUUCGUUAUUUCGAAUCAAUGAUUGAGCAAAUUCAAGUAUCAAACUACGCACGAGAGUCGUCCUGCCACUGCUCAGAUCUCCUAAUAUUACUAUUGACUGCCUUUUACCAAGAAACUCACUUAUUUUUUGCUGAAACAUCCAAUUGUUCUGUUUUAUUUCAAGAGACAGUAAUGUAAUGCGCAGGUGUACUAUCACUUUCGAUUGAAAUCUUCGCCGGAUAAUCGCCCGAUGAUAGAGAGGACACGUCAUAGCCCGUACAAGACAUAUCCAUAAAUUUCCAGAGAAAUUCGAAUAUUUGUCAAUUUCCUCUCAAUAAUUUCUCGAGAUUCAGCAGCGAGAGAAUAGUUUGGAUCUAUUAUUCAACUAAGAAAAUCGUUCAUAUUCUUAACGAAACCUCGCACUUCGAUUGUCAAAUGCAGAGAAAUACAUUUUUGUAGAUAAAACUCUAAUAAAGUAUCAUACUCUUUUAACAAUCAAUAUAGACUCUUUCGUUCUUCGAGUAGAAUUUCGCGUUGCUCCAAUUCAAGUUCAUCAUUUCGAUCAACUUAUUUUAGGCUAGAUUAUUGACCUGAGCUGAUUGUCUGGCUAACACGAAUGACACUUCUGUAGCGUGAUCAUUCCAUACUGCAAUCCCUCUUAUCCUUCCAUCGUCGUCACUGAUUUCUUGUGUACCGACUGGUUCGAGUGAGGCGAGAGUAUGCGAAAGUCGCCAACAGAAGAGUCGUAUUCAAUCAUCCGAGAACGUUUCAUCGUAGGAGUCGCAGAGCAUUCAGUUCUUCUCCGGCAAACAAGAACUCUUCAUAGAGGAUACGGCAGAUAAUUGUCGUGAACCGAAAGUUUUGUUUUUUAGGGUUUUAGCCUCUUCUUUGGGAAAUUUCUCAGUACGUGCUUGUCAUCAUCUUUG
Messenger RNA from Rotaria sordida, 2222 nucleotides. The record is from the annotation of a GenBank genome assembly. Lineage: Eukaryota; Metazoa; Rotifera; Eurotatoria; Philodinida; Philodinidae.